Misgurnus anguillicaudatus (oriental weatherfish) is the source of this 10473-nucleotide messenger RNA. It is a transcript of the gene bptf, whose product is annotated as bromodomain PHD finger transcription factor. The record is from RefSeq and is a predicted model, not a curated record. Gene Ontology annotation, cellular component: NURF complex. Lineage: Eukaryota; Metazoa; Chordata; Actinopteri; Cypriniformes; Cobitidae. Gene Ontology annotation, biological process: regulation of transcription by RNA polymerase II. Gene Ontology annotation, molecular function: zinc ion binding; RNA polymerase II cis-regulatory region sequence-specific DNA binding.
GCUAGCAGAUAACAAUGCCCACUGCCACGCAAUCCACAUUAAAACAUCAAACGAGCGCACAGAACGCGUUUUCCGCGCAUGAAGACGGCACGAAAGUAACUCGCGCUGCAGGAACGCAUCUACAAACUGCAAAAUAAAACAAAAAUCGUGGUUAAAAAGUAGCAAACGCUCGGAUUGAGCGCUGGUCACGUGAUCCCAGCACUAGGCCUGCUGUCUGUUGUCAGUAGACGGAGAGAGAGAGGAAGGAAUAUGGCGGCUGCGAGCGACCUAAAGCGGGGCGCCGGACGAUCGUUUUAAGCUUUCUCGCGUUAACCGAGACCGGGGCUCCGCGGGACUAGUGCACGAUCGCCCCCACGGCAUCAACUUGACGGUGGUGCCCGAAAUUCCGGGUUUUAUGCGCGCGAGGAGCACGCAAAACGCUAAACUGAAGAGAAUAGAUUUUUAUCCAUAAUGAGGGGGAGACGAGGCAGGCCGCCCAAAACCCCACUGAUGCAGGAGCCCUCGUCGGGGCCGGUGCGCGGUCUAAGACCCCGUCGGACUUUGAAGCCGAAAGUGAGAGGGUCAUCGGACGAGGAGUUUGUCAGCCCGAAACGAGGAAGCCAUCAUCAUACGACACGAGGCCGGAGGAAAGCGCGAACCGCGGGUACGAGAGGCAGGGGGAGAGGUAGGGGAUCGGGCAGAGGCAGGGGACGGCGGAGCGCCACCAGCGGGGUGGUGUACGACGACCACGAAAGCGACGAAGAUGACGACGAUGCGGUCAGUUUGCGCUCAGAGUUGGACGAAUACAUUGAGGAGCAUCUGUCGGACGAGGAGGAAGACGAGGAGGAGGCCAUCAACGAUGAGUCGGACUACCUGGAGGAGCUGGAGGGAGAGGAUGAAGAUGAUGCGAGUUACUGCACGGAGAGCAGCCACGGCAGCGCUGCAGUAGGUCGAAAACGGCCAAGACCAAGACGGCCACCUUCUCCUAUUCUUGAACAAAAGGAGAUCCCUUUGCUUGAGUUGCCCGUGUCCUCCGAGGAUCUCCUCAUUCCCAACGAGCAGCUCCUCAACGCGUCGGCCAUUUACGAGGUCCUCCGCAGUUUCAGCACCGUCUUGCGCCUCUCUCCGUUCCGUUUCGAGGACUUCUGCGCUGCUCUGGUAGGUCAGGAGCAGUGCACGUUAAUGGCAGAGACGCACAUCUCCCUCCUGAAAGCUAUCUUGCGAGAAGAGGACACGUCCAACACCACGUUCGGACCUGCGGACCUCAAGGACAGCGUGAACUCCACGCUGUACUUCAUCGACGGCAUGACCUGGCCGGAGGUAGUGCGCGCUUACUGCGAGAGCGACCCCGAAUAUCACCACGUGCUCCCGGACCUGGAGGGUGAAGAGUAUCCGUUCAGCCCGUUGGAGAGUAAAGUCAAGGUCCUGCAGUUCCUAGUGGACCAAUUCCUCACCACCAACCUCGCUCGUGAGGAGCUGAUGUCCGAGGGUGUCAUUCAGUACGACGACCAUUGCCGGGUGUGCCACAGACUGGGCGAUUUGCUGUGCUGCGAGACCUGCUCGGCGGUGUAUCAUCUGGAGUGCGUGAAGCCGCCUCUGGAGGAGGUGCCCGAGGACGAGUGGCAGUGUGAGAUCUGCGUGGCGCACAAAGUGCCUGGUGUGACGGACUGUUUGACGGAGUUCCAGAAGAGCCGGCCGUACAUCCGACAGGAGCCCAUUGGUUAUGACCGGCAUCAGAGAAAAUACUGGUUUCUGAACAGGAGGAUUAUUGUAGAGGAGGAUGGCGAUAAUGAAAAUAAAAAGACCUGGUACUAUAGCACUAAAGUUCAGCUAGGUGAACUGUUGGAGGUUCUGGAUAAGCAGUACUGGGAGAAUGACCUUUGCUCUGUGAUGGAGGAGAUGAGAGAGGAGGUCCAUUCUCACAUGGACAUUACAGAGGAGCUCACUAACAAGGCUCGUGGGAAUACCAAGGCGUACCUCACUGUUGCCAAUGAUGUGAUACUUGACCGCCUGAAGACCAAGCAGGAGGCGGAGCUUGAGGAAGUGAAACGAAGGGCGGCAGAGGAGGCUGAGAAGGCCAGACAGGAAGCAGAUUUGGGUUCUGGUGAACCAGGAGGGAGCGACACUGGGACUCCUGCAAAUGGAUCGUGUUCAAAACAAGAUUCCAGUAAUGGAAACUCGACGAAUGAGCAGACGUCUGCAAACGUUGCAGCUGUCCCGGCUGAUGAAGAGAGUGGGACCGGUGUUCCUGAGACGCUCACAACGUCUAAAACCGACUCCCAGAGUCCCACAGGGAAUGCCGUGACUUGGUCUUCCGCCAAGGAGGAGAAGGAAAGUACAGAGGGGGUAAAAGAGUUGGCAGGUAAAAGCUCAGAGUCGGUUGAAGGGAAUUCUGUACUGGUAACUGAACCUCCAUCCACGGCGGAUGACAACAGCUGCAGCAGUAAUUUCUCCAUCUCCGAUUGCCUGCGAGCUCCAGAAGAACCUGACCUGGCGGAUCGGUCUUCACAGUCUUCCUUAAACAGCCAGGAAGAUGCAGGUGAUAAUAAAGCGAAUGGAGAUGGCGUUAAGACAGGAGCUUCGCGCAUGGUUACACGACUCCGCAAUCCUGAUAGCAAGCUGAGCCAACGCAAGGUCAUGCAAGACAAAGAUGGCAGCUCUCAGGAUGGAUAUAAAGCACUUAAGGAGUCUUCACCGCUAUCAUCCUUUGGCUCGAAGAGAGAUUUCAACAAGCAGGGCAUCUACGGUGGCUUUUUCAAGCUUGGCCAUGAGGGAAAAUUUCGCGUCUACCACAACCAGUACAGCACUAACACGCUGGCGCUGAACAAACACCAACAUCGCGAGGACCACGACAAACGCAGACAUCUCUCCCACAAGUUCUGCAUGACCACUGCUGCUGAAUUCAAGUGGAACGGUUCGUUGUAUGGGUCAAAAUCGCUGACUUUGUCUACACUGAGGUUAACCAUCAUCCAGCUGGAAAACAAUGUCCCUGCGCCAUUCCUACAUCCAAACUGGGCCUCACACAGGACCAACUGGAUAAAAGCUGUUCAGAUGUGCAGCAAGGCAAGAGAAUUCGCUUUAGCUUUGGCCAUUCUAGAAUGUGCUAUCAAACCAGUGGUCAUGCUGCCGAUGUGGAAGGAUUCCCUGGGUCACACAAGGCUGCAUCGUAUGACCUCUGUGGAGCGGGAAGAGAAGGAGAAGGUGAAAAAGAGGGAGAAAAAACUGGAGGAUGAAGAGACUAUGCAGCAGGCCACGUGGGUGAAGUACACGUUUCCCAUCAAACACCAGGUGUGGAAGCAGAAGGGUGAGGAGUACAGGGUGACCGGGUAUGGAGGCUGGAGCUGGGUCAGUAAAACACACGUUCAUCGUUUUCUCCCGAAACUACCUGGAAACACCAAUCCCAACUACCGAAAAGAACUUGAGGCAGCUAAAAUGGGAGUGGACAAUCAGGCAGCUUUCUCAAAAACGCUAAAAACUUCAGCAAAAACAGAGGAAAACUCUGCUUUAAAUGAGGCUGAAAAGGACAGUGUUCAAGACACAUCGUUGAAUUCUACUGAUGAAAAGCCAUCAGUGGAAAAAGAAGUUGUGUUACAAGACAAAGUUGGAGAUGUAAAGGAGAAUGAAAUCAUAGAGGAAAAGAACAACGUAAGUGAUGAACAAAACGAGAAUCAAGAAAUAGAAGGCAAGCAAGAUAAGAAAAAUGCAUCUGUAGAAAAAAUGGACACUAGCGCCCCGACUGAUGCGAAUGAUGAUAAAGCUGACAUUACAAAUGCUUCAUCAAAUGACUCACCAUUCAAAGGGGAGUCUUUUGAAAGUGAAGUAACUAAAGAUAGCUCUCCGAGUGAUCCCCAGAAUUCCCUCUUUUCUGAUGUUGUAAAUGUCAGUGAUGGAUUCCUGCAACGAACAGCAUACAAAAAGAAAGUAAAGGCCUCAAAACUUGAUGGCCUUUUAGAGAGGCGGGUCAAACAAUUCACCUUGGAGGAGAAGGAGAGGUUAGAAAAACUCAAGCAGACUGUUUCUAAACCUUUGACAGAAAAGGAAGAAAAAGACCAAAAGGUGAAGCUUGAAGAAAGUAUCCCUGAAACUCCAAAAACUAGCAAGACAGAUGCACUUGCAGGCCCAGCAAUACAUGGAAAAGACCCUGUUGUCAAAAAGCUUUAUUUUAACCAAGAUGAAGAGCAGUCGGGAACAAACACAUCGGGACAGAACAAUAACCUGGAUGUCAGGUUAAGUGACUCGGCCCCUAAAGACUGUCAGAAAUCGGCAGAACCAGAACCCAAAACAGCCAGUAGAGUAGCAAUGUCCGAGCUCAAUGGAAAUUCUUUAAGUCUUGAUACGAGCCUCAACUUGAACGCCAAGCCAGACAAAAUGUUUUUAGAAGGUGUGUGUGCUACACCUGAAAGCACAGAAACUGUUAGUGAGAACAAUGAGAAUAAUCUGGAUGUAAAAAAAACUACGCCCCCACAGGUCAAUGGCAAAGAUGGCCUCGUUGACUCACAAUGUGAGAACUUGGCCGAAAACAUUAACACAAAGGAGCUAACCAGUAGCCUUAGUGAGGAAAUCAAAGCAAUAUCACCGAAGGAACCAGUGAAGUCGCUAACAAAUGGUGAUGCCACUCAGGAGUGUCUUAAAGAAUGGACUAAUAGCUCGAUUCCUCAGGUGAAAUCUGAUGAACUUACUAACUCUGACGUGGACUAUCAACCACCUCAGAAAGUGUCCAAGUUGGAAAACGUCAGCCAAGAAACUGUAGACACUUCUGUUAGCUCGUCUGUACCUGAACCUUCCUCAGCAGCUUCAGAGCCAAACGUAAAACCUGAGGUGCCUAGUCUUAAUUCAAAGGUGGAGCCGAUGCAAGUUGAGGAAGUAAAACCUCUAGUUUCCUCCCCAGUGCAGUCAGCAGAAGAGUCCAGCUUAAGCAGCGACAUCACUGAAAACAGCAGCAGCCUUGGUGAGAUGACAACAGUCAUUACUCAAUUCACCACAACUACGACUACAGUAUCCACAGAGUCCUGCACAGUGAUGUCCUCGGGUCUUGCUUCCAAUAACGGGAUCAGUACGUCUCUACCAACAGAUUCUAAAUUGGAGUCUAGUAGCACUGUUUCGACACUCUCCACGACAAGUACAACUACUGUCACCAAAGUUACAAACUCAUCCGAGGAAGCUCUAGUAACAAAAGAGUCCAAGACUGUUGUCACAGAAACUCGAACUGGUACCAAAACAGGUCCUUGCGGGUCCUCUGUGACCUCUAUGACAGUGAGUCAAGCAUAUUCCACCAAGGACAGGGUACAGCUGUUAAAGUUCUCCCGAACCAAGAAAGCACGGUCUGGGACAGCUUUGCCGUCGUACCGCAAGUUUGUAACCAAGAGCAGCAAGAAGAGUAUCUUUGUGCUUCCCAAUGAUGAGUUAAAGAAGCUUGCGAGGCGCGGUGGCAUUCGUGAAGUUCCUAUCUUUAACUACAAUGCCAAGCCAGCCAUAGACAUCUGGCCCUACCCAUCUCCUCGACCAACAUUUGGGAUCACCUGGAGAUAUCGACUCCAGACUGUGAGGUCUUUGGCUGGAGUGAGCUUAAUGCUACGACUGCUCUGGGCCUGCCUCAGAUGGGAUGAUAUGUCUGUGAAGCCCUCACCCGCUGUAGGGACAACACGAACAGAAACAUCUGACACAGAUAUCACCACCACGGAGAUCAUCAAGCGGAGAGAUGUUGGGCCUUAUGGCAUUCGUUCAGAGUAUUGCAUCAGAAAGAUUAUCUGUCCCCUUGGGGUUCCUGACACCCCCAAAGAAACUCCCACGCCCCAAAGAAAGGGGCUACGGUCAAGUGCCCUGAGACCAAAAAAGCCAGAACCAGCUAAGCAGACAGGGCCUGUUGUGAUCGAAACUUGGGUGGCUGAGGAAGAUCUGGAGCUAUGGGAGAUAAGAGCCUUUACUGAAAGGGUUGAGAGGGAGAAGGCACAAGCGUCUGACCCGACUAAGGUUAGUGUGCAGAAGAAAGCAGAAGAGAUCAAAGCCCAAUUGGAAAAUCAGCUAAAGCAGCAGAGAUUGGCAGCCCAGCAGAAACGGUUGGAGCAGCAGAGACCUGGUGUCACCAGCAACACAUCCACCAUAACCAGCACAACUAAUACACCUGGAACCACUAAUCAGAAAGUGGUGGUGGAAACCGCUAGCGGUCAGGCAACUCCAGUGCCAAAAAUGGUAAUGGCCACCAAGCUGGGUUCUCCAGUGACAUUCCAGCAAAACAAGAACUUCCAGCAGUCCUUUGCUUCCUGGGUCAACAAGCAAGGGCAACCAGGUACUGCAGUCUCCACCAGUUCGGUUGUGACCGUGGCGGCGAGUAGCGCCACCACGUCCGGGCAAACGUUCCACAUCGCAGCUGCUACGGGGUCGAUGGGCGGCAGUGUCAUCACAGCUAAACUGCCUGUUCCAGCCAACAGCAAGAUAGUCACAGUGAACGUGCCAACCACACAAGGAGGUUUGGUGCAAGUACAGCAGAAAGUGGUGGGCAUCAUUCCAUCCAGCACAACAGGCACCGCUCAAUCCUUCCCUUCAUUCCAGCCCCGUAGUGGCACCAUCAACAUCAGACCCAACACAACCACCACCACUCAGCAGGUCAUAACAACAGGGACACCUCUCAGACCAGGAAUGACAGUGAUUCGUUCUCCCCUACAACAGCCUGCGACUAUUGGGAAGACCAUCAUUCGCACACCAGUGAUGGUUCAACAAGGUCAGGGGCAACAAACCGUUCAGACCAGUUCAGGAGUUCCAGCAGUGAGCAGUCCACCCCGCCUCCCUGCACUAAGCCAACCCCAGACUCCGCAAACACCCCCUGCGCCCCGACCACAGCAGGGUCAGGUCAAACUCACCCUGGCUCAACUGACGCAGCUCACCCAGGGGGCUCAGCAUGGAGGGAGCCAGGGCUUGACGGUUGUGAUUCAAGGACAAGGUCAAACCACAGGCCAGCUGCAGGUCAUACCUCAGGGCGUAACGGUCAUUCCGGGUCCAGGUCAGCAGCUCAUGCAGGCUGCCAUGCCCAACGGCCAAGUCCAACGCUUCCUGUUCACUCCUAUGCCCCCAGUACCAGUGUCUACACCUGCCGCCCCCUGUACGACACCCUCGUUGGGCACCCCGGUCCAAGCUGCCCCCACCACUCCUGCUGCACCCACGCAACCAGCAGUUCAGCCCGCUCCACAACCCCAAACACAAACUCCAACAUCCCAUUCACUCAUGCCACCACAAAUAGCCCCCGCUGUCCCGACCACCGCCAUUCCCCAACCGAUCUCUGCCCCGCAGCCUCGCCCUCCAGAGCAGGUCCAACCUCAGGCACAAGUCCUGCCCCAAAUCGCAGCCAAGCCCCCCACACCCGUACCCCCCGCGCCAAUACCGCAGCUGAGACCCACCAUCGCCCCAGCUCCGCAGGUCACAACACUCCCCGUAUCCCCGCAAGUGGCUCAGACCACAGUAACCAAAGUCCAGCCCCAGAUUCAGCUCCCCCCACAGCUCCUCAGCGUUCCCGGGCUUCAGCAGCAGGUCAUCUCUCACAUCCAGAGUCAGGUAGCAGCUCAGAUUCAAGCUCAGGUCCAGCAGGUCGGGACCACGGCAGGAAUUCCCCAGCAGAUCAAACUGCAACUGCCUAUUCAGAUCCAGCAGCAGAGCGGAGGGCAGGUCCAGACUCACCAGAUCCAGAACCUGGUGACGAUCCAGACGACCAGCGUGCAGGAACAGCUCCAGCGAAUCCAGCAGCUCUGCGAAAAACAACAGCAGAAGAAGAAACAGCAGGAGGCUAAGCGAGAGCAAAGUCAGCAGAACUCGAGUCAAAGUGACCUGCUGCAGAAACAGGUGGCUCAGAAGCAGAAUGUAGCCAUAGAGCAGUUGAAGCAGAAGAAAACCAUGACUCCUGCUGAGAGAGAGGAGAACCAGAGGAUGAUCGUCUGUAACCAAGUGAUGAAGUUCAUCCUGGAUAAAAUUGAUAAGGACGAGAGGCAGGCGGCUAAAAAGAGGAAACGAGAGGAGUCGGUGGAGCAGAAGCGCACCAAGCAGAACGCCAGCAAGCUGUCGGCUCUGCUCUUCAAACACAAGGAGCAGCUGAAGGCCGACAUCCUGAAGAAGCGAGCACUGCUAGAUAAAGAACUCCAGCUGCAGGUGCAGGAGGAGUUGAGGAGAGAUCUCAUUAAACUGAGGAGGGAGAAGGAGAGAGCGCAGGCCGCAGCGGCACAAGCAGCCGCAGCUGCCGCGGCAGCCGCCUCUGCCCACGCUCACACCGGCCUCUCCACGUACACGCCGACGGUUACCUCCCCCUCCUCCACACACAAACGCAAGCGGGAUGAGGAAAGAGACGCGGCGGCGGCCGCUGCCGCCAAGUCCAAACGGAAGAAAAUGAUCUCCACUACCUCAAAGGAGAACAAGAGGGACAUCAAGUUAUACUGCGUCUGCAAAACGCCCUAUGAUGAGUCCAAGUUCUACAUCGGAUGUGACCUGUGCUCUAACUGGUACCAUGGGGAGUGUGUGGGUAUCACAGAGAAAGAAGCCAAGAAGAUGGAUGACUACAUCUGCGCAGAUUGUAAACGGGCACAGGAAGGCAGCACGGAGGAGCUCUACUGCAUCUGCAGGACUCCAUACGACGAAUCACAGUUCUACAUUGGUUGCGAUCGUUGUCAGAACUGGUACCAUGGUCGCUGUGUGGGCAUCUUGCAGAGUGAAGCCACACACAUCGAUGAGUAUGUGUGCCCGCAGUGCCAGUCUACGGAGGACGCCAUGACGGUACUGACGCCGCUUACAGAUAAAGACUACGAGGGUUUGAAGCGAAUCCUGCGCUCCUUACAGUCCCAUAAAAUGGCAUGGCCAUUCCUGGAACCAGUGGAUCCGAAUGACGCUCCGGAUUAUUAUGGGAUCAUCAAGGAACCGAUGGACCUGUCAACAAUGGAGGAGAGGAUACAGAAGCGCUUUUACAGCAAACUCACAGAGUUUGUAGCGGACAUGACCAAAAUCUUCGACAACUGCCGCUACUACAACCCCAGCGACUCGCCCUUUUACCAGUGUGCAGAGUUCCUGGAGUCCUUCUUUGUACAGAAACUCAAAGCUUUUAAAGCAAGCAGAUUGUGAUGUCAUAAGUCAUAAUGGCUGGAGGGGCGGAGUCAUUCUUUGUUAUAGAAUCAUGGAACUUUCUGUUUUAUUAACAGUGGAAGCUGAUGUAUAUUUAAAUAAAAUUAGUGAUGUUUGGAGAAUGAAAAACCUGUCAAUAAAAACCCAAACUCCAGCGAUGCCUCGAUUGAUUGAAAGUCAGAGAACGGCAGCCAUGUUGAAGCACUGAACAGAAACUCUCCUGUGUCAUUUUGUGUGCUGGUCAUGUGAUCCUUUUUUAUACUGUUUACACGAAAAUAACUAUCAAUGCAUUUGUCACAAAACAUUUUUUUGGUAGGAUUGGCUAAAAGUCAUUUUCUCAUGUUCUGUUUAUUGGAAACGGUUUAUGUGAACUGGUUCGCUGAUCUCUUCAGGUUUUCAUUUCGAGGACUAAUACAUUUGCUAAUCAUGCAUAUAGUUUGCAGAACGCAUGUAGUGCAACUUUCUGAAUGCGCAAAAUCUGCGCAGUUUCAGUUUGCUUAAAAAAGUAUGGCUAUUUAAUGCUUUUGUAAGGUAUUAAAGUUUUAAAUCCUUUUUAUUAGGAUAUCAUUGUUGAAAUAAAGGACCAUGCUUAAAAAAAAAGUGAAAUUGCAUGUUUGUGUUUUUCUUUUAAAUUUAGACUGCCAUUUUUACCGGUACCAAUUGAAAUGACUGAAAGGCAUUCCCGUUUCUUCAUGCAAACAUGGCUGCCAUUCCUAAAUCCCCUGAGGCUAUUUUACAAUGUUCCUGUUCUACAGUUUUCCUUUUCACUUGUUUUAUCCUACAUGCGAUUGUUUAAUAAAACCAAAGGACUUUUAAAAUCAUUCUCUCUGUAUUCUGUAGGUCUCAUAACAACAAACUUCAGUCGUCAGCCUCAUAGAAUACAACAUCACAGGCUGUACUAAUAAACUGAAUGAACAUUUAAUUCAAGAUGGAAAUCUGUCCCAGUCAGCCAGCCAGCAUCGCACAUAGUCACGGCAUUUGACGGAAAUAAUGGACAAAAAAAAUCUGUGGUUUGCAUCAGGAAUGGACCGUUUACAUUUUGGAUUGUUAAAUAAGUCUUGACUGGGAUGUCCAUUUUUUUGGUAAUUGCCUACAAAAAUGUUUUUGUGAGUUUUUAAACCCCUUCAGAAUCGUGUUGGCAUUAUCCAGAACAACAGGAGUUAGGGUUCACCCGUUGUUUUUUCUUUUGUAAUAUGAUUCGGCACUUCGAAAGGGGAAUAUGGGCGCGAUAGGGUGGAUAUGAAAUGUUGCUUUAAGAAGGCACUAAGGACUGAUGUUGAAGCUGGUAAAAUUGAGAAGGUAUCCUGUUUGUAUAACUUUUCUUUUGUAUUACAACUGAAAAACUAUUGAUGUAUAUGAAACAAAUAAAUGGAGGGGACAGGAUUCUCUCGUCUACAUUAA